AUGAGAUCUAUUGAUAUUAAUGAUGAAGAAUUAAAAAAUAUAUUAUAAGAGUAUUUAACAGAUGAAGAAUAAAAAAAAUAUGUAUUUGAGAGAUCAGAAGAUUAUUUUGAUUAAUUUGAUAUAUUUAAGCAUUUAGUCAAAGAAUAAAUAUAUUUAGCUAUUCUACCAAGAGGAUAAUUUGUAUUAUAUUAGAAAAAUGAAAAAAUUGAUAAAAUUAAUAUGGAUGAUUCAAUAAAUAUAAUAAAAGAGCAUUUAUAAUAGUUUAAUGAAUUGGACUAAACACAAAAAGAAUUUCAUUUGCAUAGAAUAUUAUAUAAUAUGAAGGAAUAAAUUGAUGGAGAAUUAAUUUAAAUAUAAUAAAAAACAGGAAAAAAAGAAUGUAAUAAUAUAUUUGUAAUUAUAAAUAGUUAGGAAUAUGGAAGAAAAAUUAGAAUAUGAAAAUGAAAUGAAAUAAUAUACAGGAAAAAGUUUAUUUAGUAUUCCAACAUUUGAUAAGACAUUAGUUCAUUACAAUUGGGAUAAUAUGUAAUAAAUUCCUCAAAAAUUGUUAUUUUAAUAGUGA
This is a messenger RNA of Paramecium primaurelia, 562 nucleotides long. Lineage: Eukaryota; Ciliophora; Oligohymenophorea; Peniculida; Parameciidae. The record is from the annotation of a GenBank genome assembly.